GUUGCAGAAGGCAAUGGGACAACAUCACCUGCUGGCCUGAAGCAGAGGUGGGAGAAGUUGUGGUACGACCAUGCCCAAAAUACUUCAGGUUCCUCACCACUUUCCUUGGGAAUGUGACCAGGAAUUGUACAAGCCAGGGCUGGACAGACGUGUACCCUGCACCCUAUGCCUUAGCCUGUGGAUAUGAUUCCAACAGCACUCCAGGGGAAGAGCAAACAGCAUUCUAUGGCACAGUGAAGACAGGCUACACCAUUGGACACACCCUGUCACUCAUUGCCCUCACGGCUGCUAUGAUCAUUCUCUGUCUCUUCAGGAAACUACAUUGUACUCGAAAUUAUAUCCAUAUGCACCUCUUCAUGUCCUUCAUAAUGAGAGCCAUUGCAGUCUUCAUAAAAGAUGUCAUCCUGUUUGAAAGUGGAGAAUCAGAACACUGCUUUGUGAGCUCA
Molecule: messenger RNA, 446 nt
Organism: Merops nubicus (carmine bee-eater)
Lineage: Eukaryota; Metazoa; Chordata; Aves; Coraciiformes; Meropidae
Product: vasoactive intestinal polypeptide receptor-like
Exons: 4
Biological process (GO): cell surface receptor signaling pathway; adenylate cyclase-modulating G protein-coupled receptor signaling pathway
Cellular component (GO): plasma membrane
Molecular function (GO): G protein-coupled peptide receptor activity; peptide hormone binding; vasoactive intestinal polypeptide receptor activity
Source: RefSeq, a predicted model, not a curated record